Desarmillaria tabescens is the source of this 2221-nucleotide messenger RNA. Its product is annotated as heterokaryon incompatibility Het-C. The transcript has 5 exons. Bases 175 to 2148 code for a protein of 657 amino acids. The record is from RefSeq and is a predicted model, not a curated record. Lineage: Eukaryota; Fungi; Basidiomycota; Agaricomycetes; Agaricales; Physalacriaceae.
UGUACUCUAGCUGCAUCUGAGUGCAAAUCGCGUCCUUUCCAAUUCAAGAUAGCUUGGCUUGCUGAUAAUCACGGAACGAUUACCGCACUUGUUCCGAAUGAAGUUAUCAUAAGGCUUCUAUCUCGCCAAUAUAACUCAGAAUUGCUUGGCAAUUCGAAUCUUCCACAAACUGCCAUGUCCUGCAGCGCGCGCCUCCUCUUAACCAUCGCGAUCAUCUUUCUCGUACUACCAAAUGUCGCUGCCUUCGGCGCCGGAGACAUCCCAGACUUCUCGUACCUCCAUGAAAAGGCAUUUCGCCAUGGAGAUAUUGAGGGUAUCCUGGAGAACCUGCUUAAAUCUGUGGGGACUGGAGGUGGUAUCCUGGGUUUUGCCAAGUCGGUUAUGAACUCUGAAGGACCCAAAUUUAAGAAGAGUGAUAUCCAAAAGGUGUACUUUGGAAAUUGGCUAAGGGACUAUUCCCAAGCGAUGGAUAUCGCUGGUCUGAGCAAGCUCAGCGCCGAUACGUUGGUUCUCGUUGUCGCUGUCCUUGGAUUUAUGACUUUUGGAUAUGCCACUGAGGAAUACGAGCUCACGCCUCAACGUCUGGGCGUAUACCUCCCCGUCGAGCACAUUGAUAACCCCAAGGGAUAUGCUGAGAAUGAGGGAGAUGCACGUCAAUUCCAUCCAGCCCUUCGGCCACCUGUGGAUCCCCGAGAACUCGAGAUCGAUGAGCGCACGGGGAUGAAGAACUACAUGGCCACAGAGGAUCAGGAAUGGGACUCUUCGACUGCACAUAUCCGAAGGACAUUCACAGCAUGCAUCGAGUACGGCUGUCGUGCAGGGGGGGAGGAUGGACCUGAUCUAUGGGAAGCGUACCGCCUCCUUGGCACUGGCCUCCACACGAUGGAAGACCUCCUUGCCCAUAGCAACUGGUGCGAGAUCGCACUCCGUAAGAUGGGCUAUGAGGACGUAUUUUGUCACGUCGGUGAGAAUAUCUGCGUUUGUGUCCCCGAGACAGGCGAGAGAGUUCCUCCGCUUGUUACCGGGACGUUUGGCAGUGCGGACUUCAUGCACUCGAUGCUCGGCGAAGCGACAGACCAUCUUAGCCAGGCGAGUGUCACAGCCUUGAAUGACAAGAUGUCGGAGUCGCAGGACAGUGAUGUCACGGAGAAAUUGGAGAGGUUGAAGAAGGUAAUGAGCCUAGUUGGUAGUGGGGAUGACGAUUUGAGUCAUGGAGAAGAGCUUCAAGCUCAAUCUCAAGCAUAUCAAUUCGAUCCGGAUAACGUUGCGCCACCCGAAGUGCAGCAGCAGUUGUUGGAUCUCCUGCGCUGGAGGGAUAAUCUUUAUAAGAAGAUCAGCAGUGUCAUUGAGACAAUGGGUCUGGAUGAGGUAUUGGACGAGAUGAGCACUGCGCUUACUGCCUAUGUAUACACUGUCAUCGCUCCGUGGCUUACACCCAUACUAUCUCAAGUCACAACCGUACUCGGGGAAGGAAGUAAAGCCGUCAUUGAUUCGGACGAUCAAUAUGAGGUCUUCAACAACCCGGACGCCUCUGAUCCCUCGCACAGUAUCUUGUCAAAAGAUCAUUUCGGGCUGAUCCUUAAUGAACCGGCGGGAAAAAUCGCGCAGGUCGUGGUUGUGCAUAGCGUGGAGCUCAUUGUCCAGGCAUGGUCGGACGAGAGCGAUCCAAACGAUGUCAUCGACAAAAUACUUGAGGCUUUCCAUCAUCCAUAUUAUGCGAACGAGAGAAGCCAGAUUCAGAGUCAAAUGUUUGAUGAGCUGCGACGAUGGGUAGAUGGGUUGGAGGAUGUGGCUGCCACAAUGAAUCUGUUAACGAAGGAGAGCGUCCAAGAAGGACUUAACAGGAGAGAGGGCGAUGAGAGCGUUGAGCCAGGGUAUGGUGGCAGCCGUGGUGGUGGGUACGAAAAUCGAGGUAGGUAUGGUGGAGUCGAGUACGAAGAUCAAGGCCCAAUACAAGAACGGGAGGUCGAGUACGGAGCCGGAGAGGAAGAAAGGGAAAGCUGGCGAUAUUCCGAAGACAGUAGAGAGGAAGAAAGGGCGAGUGAGCCCAGAGAAUCCGACAACGAGGAGGAUUACAGAAGUGCAAAUGAAGACGAGGAUGAUUACGGCCGCCGCUCUGGGGGGUAUGAAGACGAGUCAAAUUAUUAACACCGUAGUCAUGGUAUUGAAUGUAUUGUAAGACGCUUGUAUAGGAAUAAAUUUUGGGUGACCAUUGAAGCAA